Phyllopteryx taeniolatus (common seadragon) is the source of this 7682-nucleotide messenger RNA. RefSeq names its product transmembrane serine protease 15 (gene tmprss15). The record is from RefSeq and is a predicted model, not a curated record. Gene Ontology annotation, biological process: proteolysis. NCBI's taxonomy places the organism in Eukaryota, Metazoa, Chordata, Actinopteri, Syngnathiformes, Syngnathidae. Gene Ontology annotation, cellular component: membrane. Gene Ontology annotation, molecular function: protein binding; serine-type endopeptidase activity. The transcript is spliced from 29 exons. The coding region runs from base 2318 to 5374 and encodes 1018 amino acids.
GUUUUCAGGUAUCGGCUGAUGACGUCGUGUUGGAGCUUGGAGCCGACGGACAGGCCCACGUUCAAGACGAUCGGUCAGCUGAUCGAAAGGCUCCUCCCGUCGGCCAAUAAGGCGGCUCCCGGCGAGCAGCCGAUGUACAAAAACAUCGACGAGCGGGGAGAAGACGAAGAGAGCGAGGAAGAGGAGGGCAGGGGCGGAGACUCGCUGAAGGGGGAGGAGCAAGGUUGAGUGUGUCUUUCCUCUCGCCGCGUGUCUUUAACCCUUGUUGAAUCUCGACCGCCGUCUCUGAUUGCGUCUUCGCUCUCCUAUCGCUGCCCCUGCGUCUUGGAACUCGACCGCGGCUGUCACUGAGUGUGUCCUUGCUGCUGCAGAUGGCGGCCAGGAAGGCGAGGAGUCCAUAAAGAUGAUGCAGAUGACCAACAACAUCUACCAGCUUUCCUGAUCCUCUCGUCCAAUCAGCUUUGACUCAUGUUUUCCUUUGUCGUCAUCGGUGAUCUCACACGCACGCACGCACGCACGCACGCACGCGCCACUGCAGAACUACUCAGACAACCAAAGUACGGGAAAAAUAAAUGCAAUUUUCAAGUGCGUUAACUUACAAAUAAGAAAGGAACCUGUUAAGUUAGCCACAUUUACACAGUCGACAUAGCACUUCCUGUAUUGUGCUCUUAUUCUGAAAGACGAAGCGAACCACUUCCCGUAGUGCGAGUCGCUCGCUAGGCCGAACCUUCACGACUCAACAUCACGUCGAACGCUCGCGUCACGCGACAAAUAACGGUGUCGCUACUCGCUUUGUCAUUGACGCACACAGCCACAUAAGUAUGCAUAUCAUAUCAUAUCAUAGAUCAUAAAGCCUCACUAUAUCGUGGAUUGUUCAGUGAUUUGGAAGAGUUUUUUUCACGUGUUUUUACAGUAUACGUGCAUGUCCCAUUUGGGGGUUGGCGCUUUCAGUGUAGUACCACCUUCUGCCACAGCAUGCCGGGCAGCACUGCGCUGUACAGAAUGUAAAUGCAUUGUCAUUAAGAGCAAGAAGAAGCAUAUGUUGCUGCUCUGCGUUGAAGGAGCAGUCGGUUAAAGGUUUAGAAUUAACACAACAUCUAUGCUCGUUUUGCGUUGGCCAGUCUAUGGCGUUUUGCAUUAUAUUUUACCAUUAAGCUAGUGGACUUUUCUUAUUGUUGUACACGGUACACUUCCCUUUCGUUUUACGCAUUAGUUUUAUGUUCAAAUUCAAGUGGGAGUGACAAAUAAACAGCUUGAAACAAGCACGCUUUGCCUCUUAUUCGGAGAAGUGUGCCAGCCAGAGAGUGAAAAUCAAAUGUUCAAGAUGACUUUCAAAAGUACGACAGUGGUGCCUAGAGAUACGAGUGAUAUUUCGAGAUAUGACCUGAGUGACUUUUUGCUUGUUCGGUGUGUUAUUUGUAUUUUUUUUACUUCUACAUUGUUUGGAUUAGAAUUUGUUAUGUUAUGUUUCCUGUUAUGUCUUAUUUUUGUGUGUGUGCCGUGUUCAUAUCUUGUCUGCUCGUUAGGUUUUCAGUUCCACUGUUCCCUGUGUCAACCAAUCGGCUUCCUCCGGCGACUAGUGUCUUGUCCAGGUGUGCCUCGUUGUCUCGUCAAUUGGGUUGGAUUUCCUCGCUCGCUUUCUGUCCCUCAGCGUCGGGUGGUUGUUGUCGUCGCACGUCACGUAGCUUUCCUUGUCACGUUUCCUUAUCGUCUUUGGCGGCGAGUGUUUUGUUUCCUUCCAUUUUUCUUUGUUGCUGCGCACCAUGUUUUUGGGACUUUGAAUUCCGUAUUUUGUCAACGUGCUGUCGUACUUUUUUUUGGCUUUUUCUCCACACCAACGCUACGAAAACCCAAAUCUGGCAAAGUGUCUUCUGUUAACUUCAAGUGUGUUUCAAUCAGUUUAAAUGGGUUGAAAGUGUGUGUGGAUGGAGAAAACAUUUUUUUGUUUGUUUUUCUUCUGGUCGCUCAAUAUUGUGAGUUGGUCUGGAACGUGUAAACACAGCCCCACUGCACUAUAUCAUAUUAUAUUGUACGUGAAGUCUGUCGGUCCGAUGUUGAGCGACGGUUUAUGGAUCGACGCGUGUUUGCUCACGUUGUCCUCUUGUACUUUUCCACCACAUUAAUAAUAAUAAUAAUGCAGAAAUCAUGUGACACUUUUACUGCCACUGGACUUUCUUUCACACGCACGCGCAGGGAGGAGUGAAAAAACCCCCAAAACAUUUGUGUGUGAUCAGCAUGACGUGUUUUCUGCUCAGUUAUAAAAAGUCGCCAAAAGUUCUCGCGUGCUCAAAACCUUUGGACGGAAAAGAGCUCAAGGAUGCGAGUGCGCGGCGCUGCUUCUUCCGUCAACUUCCUGCUGGUGGCGCUGUGCGUGCUGCUGAUGCUGUGCUGCGCCGCGCUGACGGCGUUGAUUUGGGCGGACACUCGGCCAGCAGAUGAAGACGCGCCGGCGUCGGCGCUGAGCGGCGAGAUGGCGAUCACGCGCGGUGCCGAGUUCAGCCGGGAUCUGCGGAACCAGAGCAGCGUGGCCUUCAAGUCGCUGGCCUUCGACGUCCAGCGCCUGGUGCGCGAGGCGUUCGGGCGCGGUGGGUUCAGGCGGCGCUUUGUGUCGUGCGACGUCAUCAGAUUCGCUCAGGGCAGCGUGCUGGUGACCUUUGACCUGUGGUUCACGCAGCCGGUGGACAGCCGGGAGGCGGAGCGACAGAUGAAGGCGGGCUUGGAGGAGAGCGGCGGAUUGGUCGUCGACCGAGACAGCCUCCGCGUCACGGAGAAACACCAGGAGGCGACCACCACCACAAACUUGACGCCGCAGAUGCCAACCACACCUGUCACAAUCGCGUGCCCUCCUUACCACGCCUCCUGCGACCACUCGUCAACGUGUGUCCAGACGCACCGCCUGUGUGACGGCGUCGACGAUUGCGCCGACGCUUCUGACGAAGACGCCGCCCGCUGCGCAACGGCCUGCGACGGACAGUUCGUGCUGCGCGGGCCGACGGGAUGGUUGGCCUCGGCCGCGAACGGCAGCUUCUGCCGCUGGAUCGUCAGGGUCCAAAGUGGAUUUUCGGUUCAGGUCAACUUCCACAAGUUCGAAAGCCGAGAGAACGUCGACAUUGUGAGACUUUACGAAGGAGUCGGUGCUGAGAAGAAGAUGGCAGCUGAGAUCUCGGGCGCCAACCCUCCCGGGACCGUGUGGCUGCUGACCGACCAAUCCACCAUCGAGUUUUCCACGGACAAUUUUGAUGGUGUGUCAGAAUUCAAUGCCACCUUCAGUGCCAGCAACCUGUCGGGCCUCACCGAUUCAGAGAAGCUGUCGUGCACAUUUGAGCGCGGACUUUGCUUCUGGAGGCAGGGACACAAAGACGACGGCGACUGGCUUCGAAACAGAGGCGCCACAUUCCCGCCUCUCAGCGGCCCGAGUGUAGACCACACGCUGGGAAACAUGUCUGGUUUUUACUUGGUCACCCCUCUGAGUCCCGGCCAAUGGCUGAAGAGCUUCAGAAUCUACAGUCUGCCUCUGACGCCGCCCAACCGUCCCAUUUGCCUGCGUUUCUGGUAUCACAUGUUUGGAGAAGAUGUCCACCGUCUUCAGGUGUUGCUGCAUAGUGCGUCUCCAGGCGCCGUCCCCACGGUGGUGUUCCACAGGGACGGUAACUAUGGCGACAACUGGAACUACGGACAAGUGCUCCUUAACUUCACCUACGGCACGCAGGUUGUGUUCGAAGCUCUGAAGAGAGGUGGGAUGAGGAAUGACAUCGCGUUAGAUGACAUCACAUUGAUGUCCGAGCCUUGUGGCCCUGCCCCCCCUGAACCCACCCUGGUGCCCACUCCUACUCCUGCGCCCACCAUUCCAGCUGACUGCGGAGGUCCUUUCGACAUGUGGGAGCCAAACUCCACCUUCAACUCGCCAAAUUACCCACAAUCCUACGGGAACAGAGCUCGCUGUGUGUGGACGCUCCACACUGUCCCAGGUCGAAACAUCCAAGUCCACUUCCUGGACUUUGAUGUUGAAGAAAACUACGACAUGGUGGAGGUGCGCGACGGGGUGGGGCCCAACUCCACCUUACUGACCGUUCUCACUGGCACCGGUGUCCCCGACCAUGACUUGAUUUCAACAACCAAUCAGGUGACAGUCUGGUUCUUUACGGAUAGUUCCGGCUACGGACGAGGGUUCAAAGCCAACUUUACCUCCGGGGUCAGCUUGGGGUCUCCAGAGCCGUGUCCCGCAGACGAGUUCCAGUGUCAGACAGGCAGCUGUAUCCAUGGAAACCAUCAGUGUGAUGGAACGGUUGACUGUGGCGAUGCUUCAGAUGAAGCUAACUGUGUUGUGUUGAAGGUGAACUCUUCCAGUCGUCUCCAGUUUCAGAUCGCUUCCUCUCGGUUCACCGUGUGUGCAGACACCUGGACCCCACGCCUGUCUCACUUCACCUGUCAGUACCUGGGAUACAGGUCCGGCGAGGCCGCUCUGCUGCCAGCCUUACCAGUCGAUUCACCCUUCACCUUUGUCAAAGUCACCAGUAAUGGAAGUCUGGAAUCCAGCGUGAGUGACCGUUGUGUCAGCGACCACGUGAUUUCACUCCACUGUGACAACCAGCCCUGUGGAGCUCGUUUAGUCGCCCAUGACACCGUGGACCACUCAGCAACCAGAGACGAGGUCAGAGUGGUGGGUGGGUCAGAUGCAGCAAUAGGGGCGUGGCCGUGGAUGGUGUCGCUGCAUUGGAAUGGUCGCCACGUGUGCGGUGCCACGUUACUUGGUCGCCAUUGGCUGCUGACUGCCGCCCACUGUGUGUACGGGAAGGACCGCCCCCUGAGCCGGUGGUCCGCCAAGUUGGGUCUUCAGGCUCAGAGCCACGCCGGGGACGCAAACUCGUUCCAAAUUGAUGGCGUGUUCAUCAACACGCACUACAACAGACUCAGCAAACAGGCCGACAUCGCCAUGAUGCGCCUCAGCACGCCCGCCAACUUCACUGAUCUGAUCCAGCCAGUGUGUUUACCUGAAAAUGGUCAAGAGUUCCAAGCGGGGAGGAAAUGUUGGCUCGCUGGUUGGGGGAGACAGGCCGAGGAGGGUUCUCUCCCAGACAUCCUGCAGGAGGCCAAGGUUCCCCUGGUGGACCGGGUCUGGUGCCAACGCGCCUUGGCCGAAUACACCAUCACGUCCGACAUGCUAUGUGCGGGCUUCCCGGAGGGCGGCGUCGACUCGUGUCAGGGCGACUCCGGUGGUCCGCUCAUGUGUGAGGAGGAGGGACGCUGGACUCUGAUUGGCGUCACGUCCUUCGGGAUCGGUUGCGGUCGGCCCGACCGGCCCGGCGUCUACGCCAGAGUGUCGGCCUUCGUCGCUUGGAUCGCAGAAACGCGACGCUCCUCAUCCUCAUCUUGAGAUUGUUCUCCUCCUUUGACUUGUCUUCCUCCUCCUCUUCACUGACCUCUUUGUUCUUUUCCUCCACCACCACUCCUCCCUCCUCCUUCUACACAUCAUCCCCCCUGCACCACGACCUCUUCAUGCUUCGACUCGUCUUCUUCCUUCUACCCACCUUUCUUCUCCUCCACCUCCUCAUCUUCUUCCUUUUCUUCCUCUCCUUUCCCUGCAGCACCACCUCUUGCUCCUUCUACUCAUCUUCACCCUCCUCUUCCUUUUUUCCUCUUUUUCUUCCUUCUCCUCUUAUUACUCUUUCUACUUCUCUUCCUAGUCUUCUUGUCAAGACCAGUUGAUUUGUUUCGCCCUCAAUCCCAAAAGAGCCUCAAUAGGCUUCACAGGCCCAGAGUUGUCAAUGAUUGACGACAUCCCCUAAGCUAAACCCCCAAUCGGGCAAGGAAAAACUCAAAACCGCAUUUGGGGGGAAGAGCGACCUUGAGAAGGAACCGCAGAUGGGGAGAUGCCCCUUCCAGGAUGACCAGGUUGCAAUGGAUGUCGAGUGGGCAACAUUUGUCACAUGGUAUGGUGCUGUACAAUGUUGUACAUUAAGAUGGCAUUCGAGUCUAUUUAAAGAGAAAAGGUGCCGCAGGUAGACGCCGUCGGUGGUUCUGCCCGGUCGGUCGGAGCAGAAUCCUCCGUUGGAACGACUCCGGGGGAAGCGGUCCACCUCAGAUCUCGUCCCAGUCGGUCGGUGUAGCACCCAAACAGCAACAGCCUCGGAUUCAGAUUCUUCGAGCAGGAGACGAGGGGGGAGGGGAUAUGACAAGCGGCAGUAAAACAGGCCAAGGUGUACUUUAACUACAGUAAAUGCCAAAGAGUAGAAAUAAGUCUUAAGUCGAGAUUCUACUGAGGUCGCAGCGCUAAUAACCACGGGGAGGGCAUUUCAGAGUACUGGAGCCCCCAUCAAAUGCUCCCAUCUACUCCUCUUGCUUCUCCUCUUCCACCUCCUUUUCUUCCUCCACCUCUCCCUUUUCCUCCUUCUACUCCUCUUCCUCCUGCUCUUACACCUCCUCCUCUUUAUUCACCUCUUCUUUCUCUUCUCCCUCUUCCUGUUUCCCUUGCUCCUCUUGCUCCCUGUGAAGGCCGGGACGACUGAUGACAUCACCCAGCUUCAGCUGCUCUGAUUGGCCGCGGUGCAGAAUCCACGUGCACAAAGUUGUUAUUUUAUCAUAUUACUGUUUUCUUUCUCACUGACUGAGUGUGUAGCGACACACACACACACACGCACACAGAAUAGAGUUUGUGGGUGGAGUCCGGAGUCGAGAGGACUUGUCGGUUGCGUGUGAACACGCACACACUCACGCACACACCGAGAGUCAGUCGCCGGGAGAUGAAGACGUGAAGAAGACAUGAACGCAUGACGACGUGAACCCGUGAAGACAUGACGACAUGGACUUGUUAGUGUGCACGGUGUUCAUUGUGUUUGCGCGCGCCGCCGCCCUCAGCACACACGGCACAGGUAACCACAAAUACUACUAACACUACGAGUCGUACUCCACAAAUUGCCAUUGAUUGAACUUGACUCCUCCAUUUUGCACGUCAAAAGAAAAUGUGCUUACCGUGCUUACAUCAUUCAUGUGGAGUGCAAAUAUGUAUUUUGAUAGGAUGAUGAAGUUGCCUAAAGCUGUAAGAAUGUGUUAUGGGGUGUGCAUGUGUGUUGAAUUCUCUUGUGAUUUUAGCUUGCCAGACCUUGAAAAGGCUGACGAGAUGGAAGAGGACACUUAAUCAUCUAGUUUUCUUGGGCUUUAUUUAACACUUGAACUAUUUACAGGAGCUUUAGAUUAGGUUGCCCACCUCAAAUCAAAGACAGACACAGAAAAUAGACAGAAUGACUUCUCAGGCCGAGCGUUGUCCAGUACUCGGUGAAUAACAAUUUCCAUCGAACAGAACAGCUUCAGUCUACAUGACAAACAAAAGACUCCAUAAAUCAUAGUCAUCACAUACCAGUGGCGUCUGCGAUCUUCUCUAGUAAGAAACAAGAAGGAGUCUUCGUAGCGUUCCAACAAGUUUCCAGGCCGCAAAUCAUGUGCUGGAAAGUCUUUUCUCUGACAGCUGGAAAAGUUAUCAAUGAGGUGAAGGUGAUUGAUUGUGUUUGUCAUUUGAAAAAGUCAUCAUAGAUCUAUGAUGUGAUGGAUUGUGUUUCUCUUUUUUUUUUUUUUAAACAUAAUUCCUCAAUGACGUGAUGGAUUAUGUUUCUCAUGGGAAAAAAAUAUUGAUCAAUGAUGUAAUGGGUUGUGUUUCUCUUUUUUAAAAAAAGAUAAUUGACCAAUGA